Molecule: messenger RNA, 3606 nt
Organism: Archocentrus centrarchus (flier cichlid)
Lineage: Eukaryota; Metazoa; Chordata; Actinopteri; Cichliformes; Cichlidae
Product: zinc finger protein 260
Exons: 2
Coding region: 72-1886 (604 amino acids)
Biological process (GO): regulation of transcription by RNA polymerase II
Cellular component (GO): chromatin; PcG protein complex; transcription regulator complex
Molecular function (GO): RNA polymerase II cis-regulatory region sequence-specific DNA binding; DNA-binding transcription factor activity, RNA polymerase II-specific
Source: RefSeq, a predicted model, not a curated record
CCCAGAGACUUUCAGCCUCGCAUGAACACGUAUCUGGUGAAGUGUAUGCAGUUGCUAGCGCGCAGGCUGCGAUGGCUAAAACCGGGGAUCUGAAAACGCUCUUGGAGUCCUCUCUGAACGAGAUUUUUAAAGCAACUGUCAGCGACAUCCUGGACUCGGUGGACCGGACCCUGUCCGAGUACCAGGGAACAAUACAAAGGAUCGAGUCUGAAAACGAGGGCCUGAAGCGGCUGCUUUUUGCACAGAAGAACACAGAGUCUGCACCUGCAGAUCUACAUGAACAAGAGACCACUGAAACAUUUCCAGCUCCAGAAUGGAGGAAUCAUCUGAAUGGGUCCACCCAGGGUAUGUUCAAAGUGUCCAUAUGCAGCAGUGACAAGAAGAGCUUCAGGAGGAAAAAUAAAGAAAAGAUGAGGGUGGAUGUGUCAUCUUCACCCUUUUUUCUGCAGACCAACCACACUGUACAACAUCCAUGCGUGAACACAUCUGAUAUGAAAACUGGGAUAUCUGUAAAACCAGAGUCAGAGGCUAUUGAUCUCUCUCAGGCAUCAACACUUCUGAAUUUGACAAUGAAACCAAUUAAAAAUGAGAGCACAGAGGUCAGUUGUGACAGUCGUGAUGAAUACACACGUCUGCAGCCAUCCCCAGUGCCUGGACAAGACUGUAGGGGAAAUGACAGUGAUGUUAAAGUCAACAUUGUUUCUGACCAGUACACGCAGGAUGGACAGUUCAUUGAGGCAGAGGAAGAGGGGCAGAAUGGGGCAUUGAUGUAUGCUAAUGGCAACAGUUUCUCUCAGCAUGAAUUGAAGUAUGAAUUGAAAUAUUACCCAGAACCAGAAAUGGGUCAAGAAGGAGAGAGCAUACAGGUGGUGGAGCCAGAAGUAGUGAUGCCUAAAGAAAAUGAUUCACCUGCUGUUCUCGCAGAUGGGUUUUUAGAAGAUCGUGACAACUUUUUGCGUUGUCCCACCUGUCCCAAAACCUUUAGUCGAGCGACCUCGCUCAACAACCACAUAAAGACCCACAGCAGUGAGAAGACUCACAGCUGCAGCUAUUGUGGUAAAUGCUUCAGCCGGGUCGACCUUCUCAAAGCCCAUAAGCGUACUCACACAGGAGAAAGACCCUACAGCUGUAAUAUGUGCAGUAAAACCUAUGCCCAUCCCAGUCAACUCAGGAUACACAAACGCAUCCACACUGGAGAGAAGCCGUAUUGUUGCUCACAUUGUGGGAAGCGCUUCAAUGAGCACAACCAGCUCAAAGUCCACUUGAGGACUCACACUGGGGAAAGGCCGUACAGCUGCCAAGAGUGUGGCAAAACAUUCAGCAACGCAGGAAACCUGCGCAUACACGAGAGGAUCCACACUGGUGAGAAGCCGUAUUGCUGUGCCCAGUGUGGGAAAAGGUUCAACGGCUUGGGUGACCUUAAAACACAUUAUAGGAUUCACACCGGUGAGAGGCCAUACAGCUGUGAGCUGUGUAAGAAGACCUUCAGCCAGGCGGGCCAUCUCACCAUCCACAUGCGGAUGCACACAGGAGAAAGACCGUACAGCUGCAAUGAGUGUGGCAAGAAAUUUACAGUGGCCAGCAGCCUUAAACUGCACCAGAGGACUCACACAGGCGAGAAGGAGUACAGCUGCUCAUACUGCAGCAAGAGCUUCAGCAGGUCUGGUCACCUGAAGAGACACGAGCUGGUCCACACCAAGGAGAAGGUAUUCCUAUGCAGCCAGUGCGGGAAGACCUACACAGACCAGUCCUCCCUAAAAAAGCACCUGAAGAUACACGUAGCAAAGGAGCAAGAGGCUCAGAGCAAAGGAAGCACAUGUGAGGCUGAAAGAAACUUAGACAGUGCGGCAGCCUCAGAGACACUUUCAGACACUGUUAGAAGUUAAAAUCAAACCAUAGGAGGUGAGUAAUUUAAAAAAUGACAAUGAGUAUUGUAUGUGAUUGUACUCAAUGUGAUAAUGGUACACUUACUAGCUUUUUAAGAGCUUUUUAAACACAUCUCCCUGCCUACUUCUGCAGACAGAGUUUGAGUGAAUUUUAUGGUAAUGGGGUGCAUGAGCCAUCAGUUUUUAUAUCACAGCUUUGGGGAAUUCCAGGGAAAGGAUGGGAGACAAGAGCCUGAAUCAUCACCGGAUUUCUGAGUAAAACUAUUUGACCAGAUAUCAGAAAACUAUACCUUUGUUUGUUUGCCACACAAAAAAGAAUAUUCACAUUAGCAAUGGAGCCAGCAACAGGUGCCAAAGUCGUCCAAGACAUUUAAAAAAAAAUGUACACACGUACAAAUAGGUGCCCUGUUAUUAAUAUUAAUGCUUAUAGAACAGUAAUAUUGUUGUAAAAUUGUUUGCAGCCAACAGGAAAAAAUAAAGGAAUAAAGAUGCUCUUAGUAUCGUUGCAGGAUCGAUGACACUAUUUUCCAGAGAGCUGAUUGGUCAGUGGGUGUUGAUUUCAUAGGUGUUGAUCUCCAAUCUGCUCUGGAGCAGGCUUUGUCUGCAGCCUAAGUUACCAUGGUGAUAUACCCCAGUAAGGAGGGAACCACCUUCAUAAUACUUAACCCUGAAGUAACCUGGGUAAACCCAAACCCUGCUUUAUAGCACAGGCCUCUGAUGCCUCAUCUUCAGGAAAAAUCAAUUCUAGCAUAAUUAUUUGACACAUCUCAAGUCUCAAAGCCCGGUGAAGCGGCCAUAUCACCAUGGCAGAAAAAAAAUAAAGGUUUCUGUGGUUUGUUUGUUUGUUUGUUUGUUUGUUUGUAAAUGCAGCUUUUACUGUGAGCUGUGGUUGAAAGCUCUAAAAAGCCUGUAAGUGGACCUGAAGUUAACAUUAAUUUGUGAAACUACUGUUGUUGAGGGCGGGAAUGACAUUUCAGAUUGGAUUGUGUGUGCGUGCGUGUGUGUGUGUGCGUGUGUGUGUGGGCGCGCUUGUGGUGCAGUGCAAUACACUGUUGUUUAGUCUGUGCUGUGAUUAAUCUAUUGUGAAUGGAAAAAACUCUACAGUUUCCUUUGUUGUCCCCUCUGUCAUAACACACUGUAAGAGAUUCUGGCUUUUUUUUUUUUUUUUUUAUAAUUUAGCUCUAUGUUACCAUAAUGGUGUUGUGUUUUUAAAAAUGCUUUACUUUACUUAAAAAGACAAAUUAUUGACUUUAAGGCACCAAAUCUCUGUUACACACUUAUGUUCAGUAGCUGCUACUUUAAGAUCCCUCCUCAAAAUAAAAUCUAAAUUUAAAACAGGGGGUAGUGCAAGAACAGCACUAUAAUUGUUACAUCAUGUAUACACUUAAUAACAAACAGUGUAGUCAAAGUUGAUUAAUUUAAUGCUGUACAUAGCUUUAAUUAUAGAGUUGGUACUCUGAUCCAUUGACCUGAGAAGAAUGUAUCUGUGUAAUAAUAUCAGUGGAACAGAAUGUUUCUUUAAGUAUUAAGGAUUGAGUGAUUUUAGAUGUAAAUUAGUGACUGUUUGGUAAGUCAUGCUGAUCUUAGAGGAGUUGCUCACGGUCAGGUACAGCUGACAUGCACAGUAGUAAGGUCUUAUGUUCUGUUUGUUGGGAACUGCUUGAUGUAUAUGAAUUCAUGUGAGACAUGUGGCCGCCUACGUGGUACUUAAAUUCUGUUG